Molecule: messenger RNA, 795 nt
Organism: Xenopus laevis (African clawed frog)
Lineage: Eukaryota; Metazoa; Chordata; Amphibia; Anura; Pipidae
Gene: hrh4.g2.L
Product: histamine receptor H4 gene g2 L homeolog
Exons: 4
Coding region: 1-795 (264 amino acids)
Source: RefSeq, a predicted model, not a curated record
AUGAGUGUCAACCCCAGAAAUGCCUCAUUCAUACAUUUAGAUAACAUUUCUGUAAAUGCUUCUAAUCAAAGCCAGAAUGAAAGGAGACUCAUCCAGGCUGCACUAAUGUCUUGUAUGAUUUGCAUCAGUGGCACAGGGAAUGCACUUGUUAUACUGGGCUUCAUUGUAAACAAAAAUCUAAGAACUCCGAGCAAUUACUUUCUUCUAAAUCUUGCCAUCGGGGACUUCUUUACAGGUACAUUCUCUCUCCCGCUGAAUUUGCACAGUUUCAUAACAAGUGGAAGCUGGGUGCUUGGAAAACAUGUUUGCAAACUGUGGCUUACAAUUGACUAUACACUGUGCCAGUGUACCAUUUAUAAUAUUGUAUUAAUCAGCUGCGAUCGUUUCCUGGCUGUUACCAAAGCUGUGAAACACAGAGAUCAGCAGAAGAAUGUAAAACUGGCCUUUAUGAAGAUGGCAGCUGUGUGGAUUGUAGCUUUCCUCAACUUUGGCCCUGCAAUUAUUUUGUGGGAGUACAUUGUGGGAUACAGUUCAAUACCAGAUGGUGUAUGUAACACUGAAAUCUAUUAUAGCACUAACUAUCAGCUCUUUCUUUUUAUUUUUGACUUCUGUACCCCAAUGGCUGCUAUAGCAUAUUUUAAUCUCAACAUAUCUUUCAAAAUAAGGUCUCUCAUGAAAAACAAGAAUCAAAACAGUUCUGUUAUUGUGAAAAAUCUUAUAAAGGAUGACAUUUUCUCUGUGGAUUCUACUAUUACCUCAAACCAUUCAUGGACAAUUUUUAAUCGUUCACAAUGA